GAAAAUAAAGUCAAACUCUGUAACAUGUCUGUCUCCAUAUAAUUAAACAAAAUAAAAAAAAUCCAAAAAAAUUACCACUAUAAUUCACAAAAAAAAAUACAAUCAGAAGUCCGUUUUAAUAACCUUAAAAAUUUUCGAAACACCAUCAUGACGAAGCGAUCAUCAGCAAAUCACAGAUUCAAAAUGCAACUGCUCUCGGACAAGAGUGUCGUGCUCGUCGAGGUGACCGGCUAUGAGUCAGAGAUCUUUUUGCCGCAGAUCCAGCACGAUCGCAUUGCACUUGUCAACAUAAUACACAACCGGCAGCUGAGUAGCAAAUACGGGCUUGCCGCAAGCAACAGCAAGUUCGCCGCCAUACGUUCCAGCAAUUCCGGCUUUCGGGUUCACAAUAGUCGCAUCCGGCCCAUUCGUAAGAUCACAACAGGCAGUGCGGGAAAAGCGCCGGGCAUGUUGAACGUUAGCUCGCUGCGCUUCAACCUUAAGCUGAUCUCAAACGGCAAUGUAGUGCUGGCCGAAUGCAAUGGCUUCGAGUCUGAGAUCUUUCUGCCACACAUUUGCGGCCAUUGCGUUACUAUGAAACGCGUUACAGCCAGCGAGCUGGUGCAGUGCUCGCGACUGCGCUCCAAGGAAGCCAAGGACGAGACGGCAAUGCUAGCGACCGCGUCAUUGUUGCACGACAAUAAGGUGGUGUUGGUGAAUCUAGCAAGUCCCUUGCACAACAAUUCCAAUGCCUUUGUGGCCAAUGCUCCAAACCCCCGGGCACUACUCAAGCAGAAGAGGCUUCAGCAUCAAUUGCAUCAGCAGCAGCUCCAGCAACACCAGCAACACCAGCAACAACAACAACAGCAGCAACAACAACCGCAGCGACGUUGGCAGUCACCGCCACAAAAACAGCCUCAACCAUUGGCUUCAGCUUCAGCAAGUGGAGCCGGCGGCAUGGUUGGAUUAAACGCAGCGGGAGCAGCUGGCGAUCAGCGCUGUGUCGCCGGACGUUCGCGCAAGUAGUGAAGUGUCCCAAUAACUGGGGGGAAGUCUCGAAACAAACUAUCACACACGACAUGAUCGAACCGUCAUCGAAUAUUAACAUUUAUUUUUGUUCUGUCCCGUAUAUACUUUUUAAACUCAGUUCUGAACAUAGCAACAGUUUGGCGGCAACAAAGUCCUAGUCCAGGCUGAAGAAAACAAAAUGUAUUACAAGUUGCCUCCAUUGCAAUUUUCAAUGAAGUUGCUGCUGGACAGAAAGCUGGUGCUGGUGGAGCAUCCGGACAUUGAGCCACAGAUUUUCAUGCCACUGAUGGUCGAUAAUUGUGUGGCCUUUGAGAGAGUUGUCUUUGAUUAUGAUGAGUGGCCGCCAGAGGUGUUGGGGGCACCGCUGUUGCCACAACCAAAAAAGGUGCCACAGCCACCGAAAGUGCUUCAGCCACCGAAAGUGCUUCAGCCAACGAAAGUGAUCCAACCACCGAAGGUACCUCAGCCACCGAAAGUGCUUCAGCCACCGAGAGUGCAGCCCAAGAGUCAAUUAAAAGCGCAGAGGUCUGAACAAAUCAACACUAUCAACUACAUCGGCCACAGCAAGAAUACCGCCAGCAGCAACACCAUUGGAAACAGAAGUAACACAAGUAGCAAAAGCAACAAAAGCAACAGAAGCAACAAAAGCAACAGAAGCAACAAAAGCAACGUUACCAAUAUGAGCAACACAAGCAACAGAAGCAACAGAAGCAACCAAAGCAGCGGAAGUAACAAGCCCAGCGCCAGGUCGGAAAAAGUGCUGCCAGAGAUUUCGGAACAGACUAGCUCCCAAAUGCCGAGCAACGAAAUACUGUCUCCACUAAAUGUGACAAAUGCUAAGGUUUCGAACAUUCAAGGCGCUCCAAAGCCCAAUCACAGCCCAUUGCCUUUGGCGAGCAGAGCGAACGGACGCAAUGAAAAUAAUAACAAUAAUAUUAAUAGCGAGCGUCUCAAUUCGGGCAACAGUUCGAAGCCGAAAGCAAAGUCUGUCUCUCUACCGAACGCAAAAUUGCAUUCGCCAAGCCAAAUAAUGUAUAAGCGUUAUCCCAGUCCAGCUACAGGUCGAAAUCGCCUUUUAAGAACGAAACCGAUGCAGCAAAGUUCCGGCCCCCGUAUUCCGACACCCUCCGAGGUAAUACACCGCAUCGGCUCUGUGAUUACGAAUCGAUCAACAGUUGCUCCAAAGUAAUACAAGUACCCCGUCCAUCCACACUUGGCUCUAGGACUGCGCACAUGAUGCACAGCGGAUGAUCGCAUUCCCAUUGCCAUCCACUCUGCGACAUGUGCGACAGUACGAAGCGUACGAACAUGACUGUGUUAUAUCUUUGUUCCCUAUGUACCAUAAAUUAAAAGUGCUCUUAAAUCCAA
Scaptodrosophila lebanonensis is the source of this 2376-nucleotide messenger RNA. RefSeq names its product ras-interacting protein RIP3. NCBI's taxonomy places the organism in Eukaryota, Metazoa, Arthropoda, Insecta, Diptera, Drosophilidae. The coding region runs from base 148 to 1005 and encodes 285 amino acids. The transcript has 2 exons. The record is from RefSeq and is a predicted model, not a curated record.